AGUGUAGUGUAUAGUGUAGUGUAUAGUGUAGUGUAUAGUGCUGCUGCGAGUUUGACGACAACGUGACGAUGUUUUCAUGCUCCUCUCGCUGACGAGAUCAGCGGCGAGGACCCCCGCGGUCCACUCCGUGGCUUCGUUUACGACGGCGUUGACAACUCAUCCCUCGUGCAGGUCACGUUGGCGCUGCUGUUCGUCACCGCCAUAGCAGCGCUGGGCAUCACCCUCUCGGAGGACUUCGGGCCCAUGUGCGAGCGACAGCCGUGCGACAUUUCCGCCCCGAUGCUCUACGUGAACCCGUGCCUUUACAUGCUCACCUGGCUGCUGCUGCUGGUGCUGGGCGAGGCGGAGCGGCGCUGUGGAGGGGGCUCAUCGGGAGGGGCCCUCCACUUCAUCUUCUGGCUGCUGCUCGUCCUGUGUGGGGUGAUGCCCUUCCAGACGCUGCUGCGCCAGAUCCUGGCUGGGGCCGCGAGUGGCGGGGAGCGCCACUCGAUCUUCUUCAUCUCCUUCAGCCUCCAAGUCCACGCCCUCGUCUUGUCGGCCUUCACCGACUCGGCCAGCGUGCCCAAGGAGACCAAGCCCUGCCAAUUUAAACCGAACCCCACGGAGCGAGCGUCCUUCCUGAACCUCAUCACCUUCACCUGGUUUGACAAGAUGGUCUACCGGGGCUACCGGCGCCCGCUGGAGAUGAACGACCUGUCCGAGCUGGACUCGGAGGACGAGGCGAGCCGCGUCAUCGGCCAGCUGGGCCGGAGCUGGCGGCGCGAGGAGCGGCGCUCAGCCUCCGCCGCGGGGGUCACCGCCGCCGCGGGGGUCACCGCCGCCGCGGGGGUCACCGCCGCC
Molecule: messenger RNA, 840 nt
Organism: Petromyzon marinus (sea lamprey)
Lineage: Eukaryota; Metazoa; Chordata; Hyperoartia; Petromyzontiformes; Petromyzontidae
Source: RefSeq, a predicted model, not a curated record